AUGAACGAUUCAAAUAACCAAAAUAAUGAAGUAAAUGAAACUUCAACAACAUCCACUACAACUACAACUACCACCACAACAACAUCAAACGAUAAUAAUAAUAAUAAUAAUAAUAAUAAUAGUAACAGUAAUAGUAUACAUGAUUUUACAUUAUUUGAAUCAUUCACAUGGGGUCAAAAAAUAUAUAUUGAACUUGAUGAAUCACCAAUGUCAACAAGUGAUCCAGAAUAUCAAAAACAAGUUAAAUCAUCAAUUACACACUUUUUUACAGCAUCAAUGAAUGUAUCAAAACAACAAAUUUUCUCAAAAAAUGAAGAAUUGGAAGAUAUUAGAACUGAUUCUUUAAAAUAUUUAUUAAUUCCAUAUUAUUUAUCUGAACUUUAUUUAAAAAUUACUGGUUCUGAUAGAAUUAAAUUUUUAAGAACUUCAAAACAAAAAGUAUUAUCAUUUUUACAAGAAUGUGAAAGAUUAAAAUUAAUGGAUAAAGAGGAUUUAGAAAUUGUUCAUAGGGAAGGUAAAUCAGAUCCAGUUAAUAGAAGAAAUGAAUUGAUAAGUAGAAAUAAGAGAAAUAGAGAGAUUAAAGAUAAGUUGGCAUAUACAGUUAAAAAGAGAAUUGAAAUAUUGAAAGCAGCAGGUAAAGAUUCAUCAGAGAUUGAAGAGAGUGAUACAGGUGACGAGGAAUUGGAUAGACAAUUCUCAAUGUUAUUAAUUAAUGAAGCGAUAUUUAAAGCAAUUGGGUUAUUGGAAACUAUUGAAAUCGAACUUCCAAUGCUUCAACAAAUUGAAGUUAUUAAAGAACAAAACGGUGGUGUUGUGCCACCACCAAAGGUAUCCACCAAAGGUAGUGGUAUAGGUAAUUUUCAAAUCUUGCCAGAUGGCAGAAGAAUUGCAUUGGAUCGUGUUUUUAGACCAAGUCAUAUCUUACCAACUAUGACUCCUCAAGAAGGUGCCGAAUGGGAUAUGCACCAUGGUGGUAUGGUAAAGGGCAAAGGUGGUAAAGAAAGCGAAGCAAAAGAAAAAACUGACGAAGAUUUAGAUGCUGAAGAUGAUGAUGAUGAAAAAUUAAGAGAAAAAAGAAAUUGGGAUAAUUAUAAAGAAGAUAAUCCUAAAGGUUGGGGUAAUUCAUUAAGAAGAUAA
Messenger RNA from Dictyostelium discoideum AX4, 1137 nucleotides. RefSeq lists its product as hypothetical. The record is from RefSeq and is a predicted model, not a curated record. The transcript has 2 exons. Lineage: Eukaryota; Evosea; Eumycetozoa; Dictyosteliales; Dictyosteliaceae. The coding region runs from base 1 to 1137 and encodes 378 amino acids. Gene Ontology annotation, biological process: regulation of signal transduction.